Messenger RNA from Aspergillus puulaauensis, 1143 nucleotides. RefSeq lists its product as uncharacterized. The coding region runs from base 1 to 1143 and encodes 380 amino acids. The transcript has 2 exons. NCBI's taxonomy places the organism in Eukaryota, Fungi, Ascomycota, Eurotiomycetes, Eurotiales, Aspergillaceae. The record is from RefSeq and is a predicted model, not a curated record.
AUGGCUGCUACUCAAGUGCAGGCAAUCCUCCGGUUCCUUUCUCAAGACGCCAAAGUGCCGUUGGCGACCGCAAUGGGAAAAGCCAACGAUCUUAUCAAGGCCGAUCUCACAACACCUGAAAGUAUAUCCAAGGGAGAACUCCAGACGCUACAGGGGAUAUUCAAAGACGACAAGAUCGCAAAGCAAGUGCUUAACGCCGCUAAGAAUAUAUCUAAGAAACGCGCUGCGCCAACAGAAACCACAAAAGCCUCCCCUCAAAAGAAGUCUAAAGCUUCCUCGCAAGCUGAUGAUACUACAACCCCAUUCGCCACUGAAAAGGCACUGGCUCUUCCCGUUUCGUCUGCCAGCGAAGAAGAGCUCUCAAACAUCGUAUUGCUCACAAAUAGGGCACCACUAGUGCUUGCCUUUGCAGUUUGUGUCUUGAAGUACACAAUGCCUGAGCAACCGAUAUCGAGUAGGCUCAGCCUGGCUCAGGCUGUCGUCAGCGCCAAUAGCCGCUCAAAAGCUGUCAGUUUGGGCCUUGAGAGUGGACAGCCCGCUGAACAGGAAGGCUGGGGCGAAGGUCAACCUGUGAUUAGGGUCUUGGGUAGGGAUGUCAAGGUACUAAAAAGGUGGGAUUACGAUCCUCGAGAGGGGCAGUCGCAGUCUACACAGCGGUCUCAGAAUCGAGAGGUUGUACCUGAUGAUAUACUAGGCCAACAUCCUCCGGGCGGCUCUGAGUCUUCGCCGCCACUUUGGGGCGUUGAUACCGAAGCAUUAAAACGCCCGCAAUCAGGUCGUUCCGAUGCAGCUAUUACAUCGGAGAAGACGCUCCCGAUACAUACUCCGCAGUCAGCACGCUCAUAUCUGUUGAGAUCAUUCGUAAGAACGCCUAGUGGGAACAACGAAAAUCAGAUUCCGUCCAAAAAAAAGAGCAAUGUACUGGUCGAGGCAGAAAAGACAGACUGCUUGAGCCAGCUUUUGCAAUGCAUUGACUUGGUGUGUCGAUCAUGGGCGUCCGCUUUGAGUGUGGACGAACUGGAUGGACGUGCUUGGGCUUGGUACGUCCGUGUUAGACCUUCUGUCCAAAGUGGGAUAGGAGGAUGGGGAGAGAAAGGAGCUGUGAAACUGUCGGAGAUCCUGGCCUUGAAGAGGCACUCGUAA